GCACACUUGCACUUAUACAUGCAGUAUAAAUGUCAUGCUUUUGCAUGUUGUUUUUCACAACUCUCAAUUUUUUAAAAAUAGUGAUAUUAUUGUUUUGUGGCAAUUUGUUAUAUAUAGAAAAUGAAAAAUGAGGAUGUUGAGAAUGGAGAAAUUAAUGUGGUAAAGUAUAUGCAAGAGCCAUUCAUUCAAAAAGGGAGUGAUGCUUGUGAAGAUAAAAGUGUGGAAAAUGGAUCCAUUGGAAUGGUUCUGCUUAGCACAUUUGUUGCUGUUUGUGGUUCUUUUUCAUUUGGAACUUGUGUGGGUUAUUCAGCACCUACUCAAGCUGCUAUAAGGGAAGAUCUUAAUCUAUCUCUUGCUCAGUUUUCAAUGUUUGGUUCUUUGGUGACUAUUGGUGCAAUGCUUGGAGCUAUAACAAGUGGCAGAAUUACUGAUUUCAUUGGAAGAAAAGGGGCUAUGAGAAUUUCAACGGGAUUUUGCAUUAUAGGGUGGAUAGCUGUCUUCUUCUCUAAGGGUUCUUCCACGCUUGACUUGGGAAGGUUAUUCACCGGAUAUGGAAUUGGACUUGUCUCAUACGUGGUUCCGGUAUAUAUAGCAGAAAUAGCACCCAAAAAUCUUAGAGGAAUGCUUGCAACAACAAAUCAGCUUAUGAUUGUUAUUGGAUCAUCAGUGUCAUUUUUAUUAGGAAGUGUCAUAAAUUGGAGACAUCUAGCACUAGCAGGACUAAUGCCUUGCAUUUGCUUGUUGGUUGGUUUGUACUUCAUUCCUGAGUCUCCUAGAUGGCUGGCAAAGGUUGGUCGUGAAAAAGAGUUUCAACUAGCUUUAAGGAAACUUCGUGGUAAAGAUAUUGAUAUUUCUCAUGAAGCUAUUGAAAUUAUGGAUAAUAUUGAAACUCUUCAAAGCCUUCCUAAGGUUAAGAUGUUGGAUUUGUUGCAAAGCAAGUAUGUGCGCGCUGUAGUUAUUGGUGUUGGACUAAUGGCAUUUCAACAAUCUGUUGGAAUUAACGGCAUAGGAUUCUAUACAGCUGAGACUUUUGUUGCAGCAGGGCUUUCUUCAGCAAAAUCCGGUACCGUAGCUUAUGCUUGUAUACAAGUUCCAUUUACCAUGUUGGGAGCCAUUUUGAUGGAUAAAUCUGGAAGAAAACCUCUUAUAACAGUUUCUGCAAGUGGAACAUUCUUGGGCUGCGUUAUUACCGGAAUUGCUUUCUUUUUCAAGGAUCAAAGCUUAUUGCUUGAGUGGGUGCCAACAUUAGCAGUUACAGGCGUGUUGAUUUACGUAGCAUCAUUUGCAAUUGGUUUGGGAUCAGUUCCUUGGGUGGUGAUGUCUGAGGUGUUUCCUAUAAAUGUGAAGGGAAUUGCGGGAAGUUUGGUGGUUUUGGUAGCCUGGCUAGGAGCUUGGGUGGUUUCGUAUACCUUCAAUUUUCUUAUGAGUUGGAGUUCUCCUGGUACUAUGUUUUUGUAUGCUGGAUGUUCCCUUUUAACCAUUCUAUUUGUUGUAAAAGUAGUCCCAGAAACCAAAGGAAAAACAUUGGAAGAAAUUCAGUCUUGCAUUAGGACCAAAAUGAACCCCGAUAGAUACAUAUCAAAUGUUGUUUUACCUAAAGUAGCAAAUCAAAAGAACAACACCUUUCAUUCGCAUUCGCUGGAGAAGAAUAGUGUUCCUUUCAAAAUGAGAAAUGAGGAUGUUGAGAAUGGAGAAAUUAAUGUGGUAAAGUAUAUGCAAGAGCCAUUCAUUCAAAAAGGGAGUGAUGCAUGUGAAGAUAAAAGUGUGGAAAAUGGAUCCAUUGGAAUGGUUUUGCUCAGCACAUUUGUUGCUGUUUGUGGCUCUUUUUCUUUUGGAACUUGUGUGGGUUAUUCAGCACCCACUCAAGCCGCUAUAAGGGAAGAUCUUAAUCUUUCUCUUGCUCAGUUUUCAAUGUUUGGUUCUUUGGUGACUAUUGGUGCAAUGCUUGGAGCUAUAACAAGUGGUAGAAUUACUGAUUUCAUUGGAAGAAAAGAGGCUAUGAGAAUAUCAACAGGAUUUUGCAUUAUAGGAUGGUUAGCUGUCUUCUUCUCUAAGGGUUCUUGCACACUUGAUUUAGGAAGAUUUUUUACAGGAUAUGGAAUUGGAGUUAUCUCAUACGUGGUUCCAGUAUAUAUAGCAGAAAUAGCACCAAAAAAUCUUCGAGGAGGACUCGCAACAACAAAUCAACUUAUGAUUGUUAUUGGAUCAUCAGUAUCAUUUUUAUUAGGAAGUGUUAUAAAUUGGAGACAACUAGCACUAGCAGGACUAGUGCCUUGCACUUGCUUGUUGGUUGGUCUGUGCUUCAUUCCCGAGUCUCCUAGAUGGCUGGCAAAGGUUGGUCGUGAAAAAGAGUUUCAACUAGCUUUAAAGAAACUUCGGGGUAAAGAUGUUGAUAUUUCUAAUGAAGCUACUGAAAUUAUGGACAAUAUUCAAACUCUUCAAAAUCUUCCUAAGACUAAGAUGUUGGAUUUGUUCCAAAGCAAAUACGCGCGGUCUGUAGUUAUUGGUGUUGGACUAAUGGUAUUUCAACAAUCUGUUGGAAUUAAUGGUAUAGGAUUCUAUACAGCUGAGACUUUUGUUGCAGCAGGGCUUUCUUCACCAGAAUCUGGUACCAUAGCUUAUGCUAGUAUACAAGUUCCAUUUACCAUGUUGGGCGCAAUUUUGAUGGAUAAAUCUGGAAGAAAACCUCUUAUAACAGUUUCUGCAAGUGGAACAUUCUUAGGCUGCUUAAUUACAGGAAUUGCUUUCUUUAUCAAGGAUCAAAGCUUAUUGCUUGAGUGGGUGCCAACAUUAGCAGUUGCAGGCGUGUUGAUUUACAUAGCCUCAUUUUCAAUUGGUUUGGGAUCAGUUCCUUGGGUGAUGAUGUCUGAGGUGUUUCCUAUAAAUGUGAAGGGAAUUGCUGGAAGUUUGGUGGUUUUGGUAGCCUGGCUAGGAGCUUGGGUAGUUUCAUUUUCAUAUACCUUCAAUUUCCUUAUGAGUUGGAGUUCUCCUGGUACUAUGUUUUUGUAUGCUGGAUGUUCCCUUUUAACCAUUCUAUUUGUUGCAAAAGUAGUUCCAGAAACCAAAGGAAAAACAUUGGAAGAAAUACAAGCUUGCAUUAGUUCUUAGAGAUAGAAUGGAUACAUGAUGGUGUAUCACUCUCUGUAAUUCGUAAUUUAGACGCUUACUAUUAUAACUACUGGUAUUGAGAUAGAAUUGACCUAAACAUGAUGAAUUGAGUAACUGGCUCUCUUAAUUGAUUCAGAUUCAAGCAAGGAGUAUUUAUACAAAAGUUAAGAACACCAUAAGCUAACUUGAUACACACACAACAUAUAGUAACUUGUGUAACAAGAAACAACAUUCUAACUAACUACCAACACGAAUCUAACUAAUUCCUUGAGAUUAGCAACUAACUAUUUAUAACUAUCUAAUUUGAAUCAUCUUCAUUUUGAGUAGGUCCAUGUAAUAUUCUCCCACUAC
This is a messenger RNA of Vicia villosa (hairy vetch), 3459 nucleotides long. RefSeq lists its product as uncharacterized. The coding region runs from base 121 to 3108 and encodes 995 amino acids. Gene Ontology annotation, molecular function: sugar transmembrane transporter activity. Gene Ontology annotation, cellular component: membrane. The record is from RefSeq and is a predicted model, not a curated record. NCBI's taxonomy places the organism in Eukaryota, Viridiplantae, Streptophyta, Magnoliopsida, Fabales, Fabaceae. Gene Ontology annotation, biological process: carbohydrate transport; transmembrane transport. The transcript is spliced from 37 exons.